Penicillium salamii is the source of this 1242-nucleotide messenger RNA. The record is from the annotation of a GenBank genome assembly. NCBI's taxonomy places the organism in Eukaryota, Fungi, Ascomycota, Eurotiomycetes, Eurotiales, Aspergillaceae.
AUGCGGGGAUUACCACAACAGUUCCUGGGGAUCCCCGGUCCCCAGAAGAUUUUCAAGACUCUCGGUUCCUUGUGGCUUGCACAAAGCUCGGAUGAACGGCCGUCUCCAGGGGUCUCGUCCUCAUGCCCUGUGUCCGAAAUCAGCUGUCAGGCGAACUACCACGGUCAAGACACCUGCUGUUUCAACUACCCCGGCGGUCAGAUGCUUCAGACUCAGUUCUGGGAUGCAGACCCCGCUAUUGGCCCUGAUGACGCAUGGACUAUACAUGGGCUAUGGCCCGACCAUUGUGCCGGCGGUUUCGAUCAAUUCUGCGAUUCCAAACGCAAGUACAGCAAUAUCUCGCUCAUUCUGGUUGACUCAGGUCGUGGUGAUCUGUUGGAGUACAUGAGCGAGUAUUGGAAGGAUUUCCGUGGAGACGAUUCCAACCUAUGGCAACACGAGUGGAACAAACACGGCACUUGUGUGAGCACCCUUGAGACACAUUGCUAUGAUGACUACUUGCCACAACAAGAGGUGGUAGACUACUUUGACAAAACUGUGGAGGUUUUCAGGGAAUUGCCCUCACACGAGUUCCUCGCAAAUGCAGGCAUCGUACCGUCCCGAACACAAACUUAUAACCUUGCGGAUAUUGAGAGUGCCCUGGAAAGUGCUCAUGGAAGCCCAGUCACCGUGCGUUGUAGAGGCGGUGCUCUCAAUGAGAUUUGGUACUAUUUCAAUAUUGCGGGAAGUCUGCAGAAGGGGUCAUUCAUUGCUGCGUCUCCAGAUGGCCAGAAAUCCAACUGCCCUUCAAAGGGCAUCAAGUACCCAUUGAAGCGCGCUCGACACGAGCCCACCCAGACGACAACUAUCGGCCACCCGAGUCCUACAAAUCCAGGGACUCCGUUCACUGACAGAGGAAACCUCAUUGUCUCAACCCUGAACCGCAGACACGGCUGUAUCAUCAGCUACGGUACUUGGUUCUCAUCGGGCACUUGUGCAACUUUCCGAGCUGAGAAAACUUCAGAUGAUAAAUUCACCUUGAAAUCCAGCAAGGGGCCCUGUGCAUUCGAACGGGACGCCCUUGCUUGCGGCGCUCAUGUCAAUUCCCCGACCGAUUUCACUGCCAAGGAUGGGAAAUUGACUUACAAAGAUCAGACUACUUUCUUUGCAGACCAGGCACCCAAGGGGCGUACCCAGAGCAAUGUAUAUGCUUCUUCAGGGGGUCGGCCAAUCGAGAUUGAGAUCACUUGGGCAUCGAAAUAA